AUGAAGAGAUAUCUUAUUUGCUAUAACAGUGUAUCAGCAUUUCUUUGGCUAUGCAUCUUUGUCCAAGGUGUUGGAGAUUGGUCUGCUGGUUACUACAAGCUUGAUACAAUCCCACACAAAUUCAUGGUGUAUACUCAAAUUUUCAAUUCCAUGACAGAGAUAACACAUUCGAUUGUUGGAAUUGUCCCAACCCCCAUCCCCACACUAUUGUUGCAAUCAUUUGCCAGGUUAAUUAUUAUGGUGGGCGUUUGUGUUGUUAUUCCUGAAAGUUUAGCCAACUAUGAUAUUGUUGUAUUUUCUGGGUUAACUUUGGCAUGGUCAAUCACAGAAAUAAUCAGAUACGGGUUCUACGCUAUAAAACUAAGUGGGGUCAAAAUACCCCCAUACUGGUUGGUUUGGCUUAGGUACAGUGCAUUUUUUGUUUUGUAUCCAUUGGGGUUGGUUUGCGAAAGUAUGACCGUGUACAAUUCCUACAAUUAUGUCAAACAAAGGUUACCAUACUACUACUAUUUCUUGAAAUACGCUAUAGUGUUGUAUAUCCCAGGGUUUUUAUAUCUCUACACGUAUAUGAUUGGACAAAGAACCAAAGUGUUGAGAAAGAUCAAAACCGCGUAG
This is a messenger RNA of Candida tropicalis MYA-3404, 615 nucleotides long. RefSeq lists its product as uncharacterized. The record is from RefSeq and is a predicted model, not a curated record. Gene Ontology annotation, cellular component: endoplasmic reticulum membrane. The transcript has a single exon. The coding region runs from base 1 to 615 and encodes 204 amino acids. Gene Ontology annotation, biological process: sphingolipid biosynthetic process; very long-chain fatty acid biosynthetic process; fatty acid elongation. Lineage: Eukaryota; Fungi; Ascomycota; Pichiomycetes; Serinales; Debaryomycetaceae. Gene Ontology annotation, molecular function: 3-hydroxyacyl-CoA dehydratase activity.